CAGACGACACUUUCCACAGCAGGGAUAAACUCCUGCUUUCCUUCUGCACUUUUCAUAGUUCAAUGUUUAUAUACGUCGCCCGAACUGGUGUGGGCGGGGUCCUGACUGCUGUUUUUCUUAGGUAGCCUGUUAAAAUGCCCGAACUCAAAACACUUCUUUUUCCAAGAUGGCGUCGAUGAAGGACAGCGACACCGGCCUGUGGCUUCACAACAAACUAGGUUCCACGGACGAGCUGUGGACGCCUCCGAGCAUCGCCUCCCUUCUCACCGUGUCAGUAAUCGACAAUAUACGGUUAUGUUUUUCGAGCCUGUCGCCGCCGGUGAAGCUCAAACUGCUGCUCGGGAUGCUGCAUCUUCCCAGGCGGACCGUUGACGAGAUGAAGGAGGCUCUGUCUGAGAUAAUCCAGCUGGCCACGGUGGAUUCAGAGCCCUGGGUGCUGAUGGUGGCCGAUAUCCUCAAGUCCUUCCCGGAGACCGGCUCUCUCAACCUGGACUUGGAGGAGCAGAAUCCGAAUGUGCAGGACAUCCUGGGUGAACUCAGGGAGAAAGUGGGCGAGUGCGAGGCGUCCGCCAUGCUCCCUCUGGAAUGCCAGUACCUGAACAAGAACGCACUGACCACUCUAGUCGGACCGCUCACUCCCCCCGUCAAACAUUUCCAGCUCAAGAGGAAGCCAAAGAGCGCAACGCUGAGAGCGGAACUGCUUCAGAAAUCGACAGAAACGGCGCAGCAGCUGAAGAAGACAGCCGGAGUGCCUUUUCACGCCAAAGGGAGAGGAUUGGUCAAAAAGAUUGAUACGACAACUCCUCUCAAAGGAAUUCCCAAGGCCCCGUUCCGCAGCCCCACUGCUCCCAGUUUGUUCAGCCCUCCCAGUAACCGCACACCCAUCACCUCCCCACGGACUCCUCUACGGAAGGAGAGAGGGGUCAAGCUUUUAGAUAUUUCAGAGUUGGACAUGGUUGGAGCUGGAAGAGAGGCGAAGAGGAGAAGAAAGACUUUAGAACCAGAAGCCGGAGAAAAAGCAGCCAAAGAAGAGGCGGUGGUGGAGAACACCACUCCAGAUUACGCUGCUGGCCUCGUCUCUGCUCAGAAACUUGGGGCGCUAAACGAGAAUCCCCUGCCCUCCACCAGCUACCUGCCGGCCACCCCCAGCAUGGUUCCCUCCUCCUCUUACAUUCCCAGCUCCGAGGCGCAGCCAGCCAACGCCGGUGGUUCUGGACGGGACAUGCUGCAGGCAGCUCGCCAGCCAGAGGAGUCCACCGCAGCAGCGGCCGGCGCCGGCUCCACCUUACCCAACCAGUACAAGCAGCGGACGCCCAUGUACAACGCCGGCUCCACGGCCAACCCCGCCACUCCCACGUCCCCCAGCACGCCCACCUCCACGCCGGCCAACAACGGGCCGCCGGCGGCCGCAACCGCCAGCCAGCCGGAGACUCCCACCCAGCCCCCCACCACCCCUCAGACCCCCACACCGACACCAGCACCUACGCCAGCACAACCCCAACCCAAAAAGAACCUCUCACUCACGAGAGACCAGAUGUACGCGGCUCAGGAGAUGUUCAAGACCGCAAACAAGGUCACCAGGCCAGAGAAGGCUCUCAUUCUGGGGUUCAUGGCUGGAUCCAGAGAGAACCCGUGUCCGGAGCAGGGGGACAUCAUCCAGAUCAAGCUGAGCGAGCACACGGAGGUUCUGCCCAAAGCCGACGGCACCGGCAGCACGACCAUGCUGGUCGACACGGUCUUCGAAAUGAACUAUUCGACAGGACAGUGGACCCGCCUGAAGAAAUACAAACCCAUCACCAACACUUCCUGAAGGGACCCAACACACACAAAAACCCACGCCCCAAAUUUCUCACUCUCUCACACACAUACACACACUUCACCAAAAAAAGAAAAAGAAAAAAAAGAGACAUUUAUGUACACAAACAUUUGGGCCAAAUCGAGCUCGGACAGGUUGUCAAGGAGAGAAAGAAUCCUCCCUUUUACCAAAAUGGAGAGCUUCCUUUUUUUUCUUCCCCCACUCUCUCCCUUCUCUCUUUUAUUGUUCGUUUUUAAGUCCGCUCCAGUUGUUGGACGAUGCGGGUUCAGCGUGGGCGACGUUACGGCUGGCACCUUUGAGCGCCGAGGCAAAAGCUGUCUGUAUUCUGUAUAAAAAAAAAAAAUAAAAAAAUAAAAAAAAUCAUUUUCAGCUUCGGCCCUUCAAGAUUGAAUGUUGUUCACUAAAUCGAGACGUCGUUCUCACUGCAGGCGACGCAAAAAAGAAAAGAAAAAAAACAAAACAAACACAAACAAACCACAGGCGGGUAAUGCCUCUCUGUACCGUCAAGUUGUUAGGAGCCUCCUGGUUGGUGUAGAUUAUUUUUCAGCCUUUUUCAGAGGAAGGGAAGAAAAUAAAGAUACAACAGACUCCAUGUUGACCAUCUUUCGUCAUUACUUUUCCUUCGAUUCAGUUUUAUUUGUUUGACCUGGUUCUCACCUGAAUCAUGCCGGCGGCUCUCCGCAGUGUUAAAACGUAAACUGACAUUUCAUCGUUUUAAAGUUUUUACACGUAAUGUGACAUCUAUCCUGUACAAGUCAAUUAGAAAACAAGAGUGAAAUAAUAAUAAAAAACCAAAAAACCUUAAUCCGUUGUUGCAUUAAUAGGCACAACUUUAAAACUGA
Molecule: messenger RNA, 2658 nt
Organism: Gambusia affinis (western mosquitofish)
Lineage: Eukaryota; Metazoa; Chordata; Actinopteri; Cyprinodontiformes; Poeciliidae
Gene: nelfa
Product: negative elongation factor complex member A
Exons: 11
Coding region: 167-1810 (547 amino acids)
Biological process (GO): negative regulation of transcription elongation by RNA polymerase II
Cellular component (GO): NELF complex
Source: RefSeq, a predicted model, not a curated record